CAAAGUCUUUCUAAAAGCCCCAGUCAUUUUCUUAAAUAAUUCUCUCUUUCUUUCUCUAAUUCUCUGCACACUUAAAAAUCAUAGUACAAUUCACAAAGCUAUAUACUUACGUACCAAGAAAUUCAUAGAGACCCCAUCAAAAAAAGAAAAAGAAAUUCACAGAGAGAAAUCAGAGAGUGAGAUCUUUUUUGGAGGAAGAUGGAGUUGAAACAAAGUGUAGAGCAAUUCAAAGGCCAAACGAGGCUACCCAAAUUGGCAAUCCCAACAAGUUAUGAUCUUUAUCUCAAACUUGACCUCACAGCAUGCACUUUUUCUGGUACAGUACAAGUUAACCUUAACAUCCUUGAACACACUAAGUAUCUCGUCCUAAAUGCUCUAGAACUUGAUGUUCAUAAAGUCUGGUUCACAAAAUCUAACAACCAAACAUAUCAGCCGUGUGAUGUUGUUUUGGAUGGUGAUGAUGAGAUACUAGUGCUGGUCUUUGAUGAAAUGCUUAGUCCUGGUGAUGGAGUUCUGGGGAUUGAUUUUUCUGGGGCCCUUAACCAGCAAUUGAAGGGACUCUAUAGAUGUACUUAUGUGGAUGGAGGAGUGAAGAAGAAUAUGGCAGUUACUCAGUUUCAAGCGGUGGAUGCAAGGCGGUGCUUUCCUUGCUGGGAUGAACCUGCUCUUAAGGCCACCUUCAAGAUCACAAUAGACGUGCCAUCAGAAUUGACAGCAUUGUCCAAUAUGCCAACUACUGAUGAAAAGCUCAAUGAAAAUAUCAAGACUGUUUAUUUUGAGGAAUCUCCAAUUAUGUCAACUUAUUUGGUGGCUGUUGUUGUUGGUGUAUUUGAUCAUAUUGAAGAAACCACAGCUGAUGGAACCAAGGUUCGUGUAUAUUGUCCUGUUGGAAAGUGUGAUAAAGGGAAGUUUGCUUUAGAUGUUGCUGUUAAGGCUCUUGACAUAUUUACUAGAUACUUCUCAACUCCUUACCCACUUCCAAAACUUGAUAUGGUUGCUGUUCCUGAAUUUUCUGAUGCGGCUAUGGAGAAUUAUGGUUUGAUCACAUACCGUGAAAAUGUGCUACUUUACGAUGAUUUACUUUCUCCGGCAGACAGGAAGCAGUUUCUCACAAUUGCUGUAUCACAUGAAGUAGCCCAUCAAUGGUUUGGCAAUCUGGUAACAAUGGAAUGGUGGAGUCAUUUAUGGCUUAAUGAGGGAUUUGCAACAUGGGUAAGUUAUAUGGCCACUGACAUCAUGUUUCCUGAGUGGAAAAUAUGGACUCAAUUUCUUCUAAAAACAAAUGAUGGCCUGCGUAUGGAUGCAUUGGAACAAUCGCAUCCUAUUGAGGUGGAGGUACACCAUGCUCGUUCAAUAGAGGAAAUAUUUGAUUCUAUCAGCUACAAAAAGGGAUCUGCUGUUAUUCGAAUGUUGCAGGGUUAUCUUGGUGAUGGUACAUUUCAGAAAUCCUUAAGUUCGUACAUAAAAAGAUAUGCUGGAAAAAAUGCAAAGACAGAUGAUUUAUGGGGAGUUCUUUCAGAGAACUCUGGUGUUGAACUCAAUUCGAUGAUGGAUGCUUGGUCAAAGAAAAAAGGAUUUCCAGUUAUCUCUGUAAAAUACAAAGAUAAUAUUUUGGAAUUUGAACAGUCGCAAUUCCUAUCAUCUGGUUUGGGUGGUGAUGGACUCUGGAUUGUUCCAAUAACCUUAUCAAUUGGUUCAUAUAACAAAUGCAAGACUUUCCUUUUGGAAACUAAAUCUGGAAAAGUGGAUAUAUCUGAACUGGUUCAUUCUCCCCAUGAAAACUCAAGCUCAGUUAAUGAAAAGAAUAAAGAGAAAUGUGAUGACCAUUUCUGGGUCAAAGUUAAUACUGAGCAGAGUGGUUUCUACAGGGUAAAUUAUGAAGAUAAGCUUGCAGCUCGACUUAAGAAAGCCAUAGAGAGUAAUUGCUUGUCAGCACCAGAUAAAUUUGGCAUUUUGGAUGAUACAUAUGCUCUUUGUGAGGCUUGCAAACAACCACUGUCAUCUUUGCUUUCUUUGAUGGUUGUGUACAGAAAAGAGCUUGAUUUCAUUGUGUUAUCGAAACUCAUUAAUGUGUGUUAUAAAGUUAUGGAGAUAGCUAGUGAUGCCAUCCCAGCUGUAGUGAAUGAGUUGAGACAAUUUUUCAUUGAUCUUCUCCUCUUUUCUGCAGAAAAAUCAGGUUGGGAAUCAAUAUCUGGAGAGAGUCAUUUAAACGCACUGUUGAGAGGAGAAGUCUUUCUGGCUUUGGCCACUUUUGGCCAUAAUAAAACUCACAAGGAAGCAAUCCAGCGCUUUCAGAUGUUACUGAAUGAUAGAAAUACUCGUCUCCUGUCAGCCGACACUAGAAAGGCUGCUUUCAUUGUUGUAAUGUUAAAUGCUAGUACCACAGAUAGGAAUGGAUUUGAGUCCCUACUGAAGCUCUAUAGAGAAGCGGAUACUGUGCAAGAGAAGGAAUUGGUUUUACGUUGUCUUGCAUCUUGUCCAGACCCAAAUAUAUUGCUUGAGGUUCUAAAUUUUAUGUUGUCUGAUGAGGUUCGAGAUCAAGAUAGUAUUUACGUGCUUUUCAUGAUAAGUUCAGAAGGCCGUGAGGUAGCAUGGAGAUGGUUGAAGGAGAAUUGGGACUUGAUCUUUGCCAAAUAUGGUGUGAUGUUAACCUACUAUUGCAUUACUAAGAUUCUCCCUCUGUUCUGUAGCAAUGAAAAGGCUGAUGAGAUAGAAGCAUUUUUUGCUAGCCGUAUGCAUCCUUCUUUUACUAUGAUUUUGAAACAAAGUAUCGAGCAAAUCCGACUCAAAGCGAGGUGGGUUGCCAACAUAAGGCGAGAGCAAUCUCUAGAAGACCUGGUCAAACAAUUAGCUUCCAUGAAAUGCUAGUCUUCAUUUUGUUUCCAAAACUAUAUUGUGAAUGUAAUGUUAAGAAUAAUGAACUACAUACACUGUAUGCUCAGCAACUUGUGUUCUACAUGUAAGGAGUUACAUAUGAAGAAAUCAACUAUACCAUGAACAGUUUGCAACCUGGCAUCA
Messenger RNA from Quercus lobata, 3018 nucleotides. Its product is annotated as aminopeptidase M1-like. The record is from RefSeq and is a predicted model, not a curated record. Lineage: Eukaryota; Viridiplantae; Streptophyta; Magnoliopsida; Fagales; Fagaceae. The coding region runs from base 199 to 2868 and encodes 889 amino acids. The transcript is spliced from 19 exons. Gene Ontology annotation, molecular function: peptide binding; metalloaminopeptidase activity; zinc ion binding. Gene Ontology annotation, biological process: proteolysis; peptide catabolic process. Gene Ontology annotation, cellular component: membrane; cytoplasm.